Cheilinus undulatus (humphead wrasse) is the source of this 2334-nucleotide messenger RNA. RefSeq names its product kynureninase (gene kynu). The coding region runs from base 433 to 1827 and encodes 464 amino acids. The record is from RefSeq and is a predicted model, not a curated record. Gene Ontology annotation, biological process: NAD+ biosynthetic process. The transcript is spliced from 14 exons. Gene Ontology annotation, molecular function: kynureninase activity; pyridoxal phosphate binding. NCBI's taxonomy places the organism in Eukaryota, Metazoa, Chordata, Actinopteri, Labriformes, Labridae. Gene Ontology annotation, cellular component: cytoplasm.
GCGAAAACGUCUUCCCCGCCGAGAGGAGCGUACAGUAUGGCUCUAUGCUCUAAUUUUGAUAAAAGAAGAAAGAAAUGCGGCUAAGUUCUGAUUAAACUGCCACUAUACCAAUGCUACUGCCUAGCUAACUGCUCCACCAGUAAACUCAGGGCACAAGAAGGGCGGAAACAUCGAGCUGACCGCCAGUAACACCGGAAGUUGCGGCUUCUCGCAGUACAACUAAACCCCGCCCAUAGCAACCAACUCGUUGACGCUGAUUGGUCCGAACAGCGUUUGGUUCGCCAAAAAAGUUGCAGAGGAGAGCUUUCUUUGCUAUAUGGAUUUACCUGAUGAUAGACUUGGAGCCUUGCUGACUUUGCAAGGUUAUAAAACCGCUGCCACCGGAGGGAAAAAGGAGGUUUAAGAGGCCAGCAGCCGCCUAAUCUCACAGUGAUGGAGCAGUUUGAAGGCCUGAACCCGGCAGAGACCUUUAAGGGGCUUGCUGCCUCUUUGGGCUGCAGCUCGACGUCUGCAGAGGUGGCUUCGUACCUCGACAAACACGACAAACUGAGACAUCUGCGGGAGAAUUUCCAUGUACCUAAAAUAGCAGAUUUACCCCCCACUGAUUUGUCGCUGGUUGAUGGCACUCAAGAUUGCAUGUACUUUGUUGGAAACUCGCUGGGUCUUCAGCCUAAAAUGGCCAGAAAAUACCUGGAGGAGGAGCUGGACAAGUGGGCCAAAUCAGGCGUCCACGGUCACUUAGAGGGUUCCCGACCUUGGGCGUGGGCUGAAAACAACAUUGAGGAAAUGAUGGCAGACGUUGUCGGAGCCAAACCUGAGGAAGUCGCGCUGAUGAACGGCCUGACGGUUAAUUUACACCUUCUUCUGCUUUCGUUCUACAAACCGACAGCAGCUCGACAUAAAAUCCUCCUGGAGGACAAAGCCUUCCCUUCAGACCAUUAUGCUGUCGAGUCUCAGAUCAGACUGCGAGGAUUCGACCCUGAGACGAGCAUGCUGCUGCUGUCGCCAAGACCGGGAGAAGAAACUCUGAGGACCGAGGACAUCCUGGACAAGAUCGAGAAGGAGGGAGACUCCAUCGCUGUGGUGAUGUUUAGCGGCGUUCAGUAUUACACCGGACAGCUGUUUAACAUGGCCGCCAUCACUGAGGCCGGACACAAGAAGGGCUGUUUCGUCGGCUUUGAUUGCGCUCACGCUGCUGGAAACGCCGAGCUGAAGCUGCACGACUGGGGGGUCGACUUCGCCUGCUGGUGCUCGUACAAGUACAUAAAUUCUGGUGCUGGAGGUUUAGCUGGAGCGUUUAUCCAUGAGAAGCACACAGACUCCAUCAAACCUGCGCUGACGGGGUGGUGGGGACAUGACUUGAAAACUCGCUUCCAGAUGAGCAACGUGAUGGAUUUGCAGCCUGGAAUAAGCGGCUUCAGGCUCUCCAACAUGCCCAUCCUGCUGGUCUGCCCCCUGCAAGCAAGUUUAGAGGUGUUUAGCAUGACCAGUAUGAAGGAUCUGAGAAAAAAGUCCCUCCUGUUGACGGGCUACUUGGAGUUUCUGAUUCGUCAUUACUACACCGAGGACCCUGCCCAGCCUCAGAAGCCUCACGUCCGCAUCAUCACGCCCUCUGACCCUGAGCAGAGAGGCUGUCAGCUCUCGCUCUGCUUCUCCAUCCACAUCAGGAAGGUGUUUGAGGAGCUGGAGAGGAGGGGCGUUGCUUGUGACAUGAGGGAGCCCAGCGUGCUGCGAGUCUCUCCGGCGCCACUCUACAACUCUUUUACUGACGUCCAUCGAUUUGUCAAAACACUCGGAGAUGCUCUGGCAGCCAGCAGCAGCAAAUGAAGCUUUAAUCAGGGUGCUGAAUUAAUCUGCUGCAAACUCAUAAAGGUAUAUUUUACAUUCUGUGAUCUGGACUAAAUAUUUCACCCUCUGCCUUACUGAAACCUCAUCAUCUGUAUAAGCACAGUGGCAGUAUUAUCCAUGUAUGUAUUAUACUGUUAUGUUUAAAUUUGACAUGAUAUGGACGUCAAGGUUUACAUCAACAAUUUACAGUGAACUUCAAAAUAAACUUGUUUCUCGCAUCUUUUGGGGCUUUUAUUUUGAAACUUUUGCUCAAACUAAAAGCUCCUUGUUCAAUUCUCUCCUUUAUUUUUUAUACUAAAAAGGCAAUGCUAAUCAUGUAAUUCAGUAUUUAUAUGCUAAAAGAAGAUGUCAAGCAGUGGUUCCGAACCUGGGGUCCGGGGAUCCCUUGGGGGGCGCACAAGAUCUCAGGGGGACCCAUCUGCUCUGACACUGUCAAACUUAAAAGUGCAUAUCUUCUUUUUAAAUCAUUAUAAAAAACAUGAUGUA